Molecule: messenger RNA, 2313 nt
Organism: Drosophila subpulchrella
Lineage: Eukaryota; Metazoa; Arthropoda; Insecta; Diptera; Drosophilidae
Gene: dmrt99B
Product: doublesex- and mab-3-related transcription factor A2
Exons: 4
Coding region: 197-1729 (510 amino acids)
Biological process (GO): regulation of transcription by RNA polymerase II; sex differentiation
Cellular component (GO): nucleus
Molecular function (GO): protein binding; RNA polymerase II cis-regulatory region sequence-specific DNA binding; DNA-binding transcription factor activity, RNA polymerase II-specific
Source: RefSeq, a predicted model, not a curated record
GUUCCCAAAACUAUGUCUCAUCUAUAGGAAGAACGGAAAUAAAUUGUUUAUAAAAAAUAAACACAAUCCAGAAAAUAAAUAUAAAGAAAAACUAGAAACAAAUAAAAACCAUAUCAAGUGAAGUGUGUGCUUGAAAGUGCUUUUAAAUCUCUGAAUAAAACCUGAUUAAAAGGUUUCUUAGCCACAAUCCGCAAAUAUGAGUCUGCCGUCGGGUGUGGACAUGCAGAAUCUGAUGUCCCAGCAUCCGGUCUUGGGAGCACUGCCACCUGCUUUCUUCCUCAGAGCCGCCUCCGAACGCUAUCAAAGAACACCCAAAUGCGCCCGCUGCAGGAACCAUGGAGUGGUCAGCGCCUUGAAGGGCCACAAACGCUAUUGCCGCUGGCGGGAUUGUGUCUGCGCCAAAUGCACUCUAAUUGCGGAACGCCAAAGAGUUAUGGCUGCUCAGGUGGCCCUCCGACGCCAGCAGGCCCAGGAAGAAAACGAGGCCCGUGAACUGGGUCUUCUGUACACCUCUGUUCCUGGCCAGCAGAAUGGCAGUGAUAGUGCCACGCCCACUCCGCACAGCCCCAAUCACAGUGGCAGUGGAGGAUCGGCCAGCGGAGGAUCCGGCCAGAACGGCGUCUUUCACGGCGGCAUUCCCUCGCCACCGAGCGACGGCUUCGAGGCCAGCUCCACCCCCAAUCACCACCAGCAGUCGCAGCAGCAACAGUCGCACCACCAGCAGCCACACAACCACCAGCAUCCGGCAUCCCAGCGGUUCAAUGGCAAUGAAUCCGACACGGAUGGACGCACCCGUUCCGAGCACCUCAGCGUGGGCUUCUCGCCCACGAGAACCGAGUUGGACGAGAGUCCCGUUUCCAAGCGUGGAGCUGCCUUGUCGAACGAAACCGACCAGGACACGGGCUCCGAGUCGGGAUCACCGAGUAGUCCGCGGCCCAAGGUCGCAGGACUCUUCAAUCUGACCGCCAGCUUGUCGCCCGCCCGCACAGGACCGCCCAGCUCGCCGGAAUCCGACUUGGAUGUGGAUUCGGCGCCGGAUGAGGCCACGCCGGAGAACCUCAGCCUGAAGAAGGAGGACAGCCAGUCGCCGCCCAAUACGCCCGCCGAAAAUCUACACUUGCUGCGAUCCUUUAGCAGCAGUCAUGCCCAGGGCUUCCUGCCAUAUCAUCACACGCAGUUCCUGGCCGCCGCCGGCCUGCCCGCCCACCACCACCCACCGGCCCACUCGCCGCACCACCAGCAGCAGCAGCAACAACAACAGCAGCAGCAGAACCACCUACCACAGCACCACCAACAACAGCAGCAGCAGCAACAACAGCAACAGCAGAGAUCUCCCAUCGAUGUCCUGAUGAGAGUGUUUCCCAAUCGCCGGCGCAGCGAUGUGGAGCAACUGAUGCAGAGAUUCCGCGGUGAUGUCCUUCAGGCCAUGGAGUGCAUGUUGGCUGGCGAGGAUUUGGGUCAGACACCGCCCCAGGUACCGCCCUCACCGCCCUUUCCCAUGAAGUCCGCCUUCUCGCCCCUGGUACCGCCCUCUGUUUUUGGAUCCCCCACACAUCGCUAUCAUCCCUUUAUGCAGGCCCAUGCCAAGAGAUUCCUCACUGCUCCCUACGCCGGAACUGGCUAUCUUCCCGGGGUUCUCAGUGCGGCGGACAUAGAGCAAUCGGAGUCCAAUGGAGCGGGUGGCAUAGGGUUGGAUCGCACCAGCAACGCCGGGGAUUCCCAGGAUUGAGGCAGCGAGGUUGAGGCCAGCGGUUCCGCCGUCUUCAGGCCUUUCGAGUAAGAUUCUCCCCACGCAUCCUACACUGUGGAAAAAAAAUCUCUGAUAGUCAAGAAUUAAAAAGAAAUUGGCUAAAAAUGUAAUCUAAAUGUUAUAUUUUUUUUAUUACCAUUUUUGCAAUUGGUUUUCAUUAAACAGCUACCAUUUCAAUAAAGUCUUAUCCUAAAUCUUAUUAUUAUUAAAAAAUAAUAUUCUUGAUUUUACAUCAACUGUUUUCCCCAGUGUAAGCCCCCAAUUGGUCCUAGCCAUGCCUAAAACUAAGUGUAAAUUAUAUUUACCCUUGAACUUCUAGCACAAGUAUUGUAACAUAGAAACCGUAAUAAUAAUAUGUUUAAUGAAUUACAAAUUAAGAAAAACCAUACACUCGACCCCAGUUAAGAGCCAUAAGAUGUAUUUGUUUAGCUGAAAUUAUUAUAACACAGAUGAUGAGAUUAUUGUGUAAGGGAUUGUUUGAUUGCAACCAACUAAUUGAGAUAUUCAUGUGUACCAUAUAAAUACGAGCGUAUAUAUUAUAUAUAUUAAAUAUCAUAUUAUGU